AUGAACCACGAUAAUGACAAAACACCGCGGUCUAGUAAUGAUAAUGAUAACGGAAUCCAGCCCUGCGACGAAAUAAUGCAGCCUGAUAAUGGCGAAAUUAUACAUUUGGAAAACUCGACCACGAA
Acaulospora morrowiae is the source of this 125-nucleotide messenger RNA. Lineage: Eukaryota; Fungi; Glomeromycota; Glomeromycetes; Diversisporales; Acaulosporaceae. The record is from the annotation of a GenBank genome assembly.